AAGACAUAUCAUUGAAUUUUAAUUUCAAAUUCAUUAUUUAAUUAAACUCCCAUUCCCUCCUUUUCAAACAAUUCCAACUGUGGGUCGCAACAUUUACUUGUAUAAGUCAUCAACCCUCCAACAAACUCAAGAUCUUUUUAAGACCUCUUCAAUUUCCCCAUUCAUGCUACAACCCUAAGUCACCAUGGCUUCAAAAUCCAUGUUAUUAUCAUUCUUCUUUUUCAUGUUUCCCUUAGUAUAUGCCGGUGAUGCCGCAGUUGACAAUAACAGCAGCAGCAGCACCGGCAUAGCACUGUGGUGCAGCACCACGCCGCACCCGGGCCCAUGCAACUACUUCAUGGGGCGGGACCCGUCCCGAUUCACCCCGAAUUCCCGGGAGGAUUUCCGGACGAUGACGAUCGUGGCCGCGCUGGAGCGGGCGGCAGACGUCCAGUCCCUGGCGGUGAAGAUGCGGUGCUCGAGCAAGCGGCGGACCAUCGUGUACCGCGACUGCAACAACCUCAUCGACAACACGAUCCAGCAACUCAACACAACCCUAGAGAGCAUCCAGACGAACGCCAGCUUCACCGACUUCGACGCGCAGACGUGGCUGAGCACGGCGCUGACCAACAUCGAGAUCUGCCGGCGGAGCUCCAAUGACCUGAACGUGACCAAGUUCAGCUCGCCGAUCCUCUCAGGGAACGUGUCGGAGCUCAUCAGCAACAGCCUGGCGACUAACGGGGCGCUGCUGGACAGCAACUCCUCCGGCAACUCGAGCACGACUCGGGGCGGGUUCCCCGGGUGGGUGUCGGGGCGGGAGAGGAAAAUGCUGCAGGAUUUGCAGCUGGCAACGAAGGCGAACGUGAUCGUGGCUCAGGACGGGACGGGGCAGUUCAGGUCGAUUCAGGCGGCGAUAAACUACGCGACGUCGAGGCGGGUGGGGAAUGGGAGAGUGGUGGUGUAUGUGAAGAGAGGGAUUUACAGAGAGAAUAUUCUAAUAAGCAGGACAAUGAAUAAGGUCAUGCUAGUCGGAGAUGGACUCAGGUACACCGUCAUCACCGGCAGCCGGAGCGUCUCUUCCGGCUUCACUACUUAUAGUUCCGCGACUGUCGGGAUCGACGGCAUCGGAUUCAUAGCCCGAGGCAUCACCUUCCGCAACACGGCGGGCCCACAGAGGGGGCAGGCGGUGGCGCUCCGGUCGGCCUCCGACCUGUCGGUGUUCUACGCGUGCGGCUUCGAAGGGUAUCAGGACACCCUGUUCGUCCACGCGCAGCGGCAGUUCUACAAAUCCUGCUACAUCUACGGCACCAUCGACUUCAUCUUCGGCAACGCCGCCGUCGUAUUCCAGAACUGCAUCAUCUACGUCCGCAAGCCUCUGGUGGGGCAGGCCAACGUGAUCACCGCCCAGGGCCGGGGCGACCCGUUCCAGAACACCGGCAUAUCCAUCCACAACUCCCGGAUCAUGCCCGCGCCCGACCUCAAACCCGUCCUCGCCUCCUUCAAGACUUAUUUGGGUCGCCCCUGGCAGCAGUACUCCCGCACCGUCAUCAUGAAGAGCUUCAUCGACGCCUUCGUCGUGCCGGAGGGCUGGUCCAGGUGGGAGGACUCCGAUUUCGCCCUCUCCACUUUGUAUUACGGGGAGUAUCAGAAUUUCGGCCCGGGCGCCUCCACCAGGAACCGGGUCAAGUGGCCCGGUUACCAUAUCAUAACGGCUUCCAAUGUGGCCUCGCGCUUCACCGUCGGGAGCCUCAUAGCUGGUCGGGCGUGGCUGCCGUCCACGGGCGUACCGUUUACGGCCGGCUUGUGACUUGAUAUGCGUUCAUGUUGUGGACAUUUUUUCUACUCAUUUUUUUAGCCAUUUAGUCUUCUACAUGUCAUGCUGUUAUGACAUAUAUUAUUUAUUAAUCAAAUUAACUUCAUUCGGAA
Molecule: messenger RNA, 1905 nt
Organism: Salvia miltiorrhiza (redroot sage)
Lineage: Eukaryota; Viridiplantae; Streptophyta; Magnoliopsida; Lamiales; Lamiaceae
Product: probable pectinesterase/pectinesterase inhibitor 59
Exons: 2
Coding region: 185-1786 (533 amino acids)
Biological process (GO): cell wall modification
Molecular function (GO): pectinesterase activity; pectinesterase inhibitor activity
Source: RefSeq, a predicted model, not a curated record